Molecule: messenger RNA, 2523 nt
Organism: Henningerozyma blattae CBS 6284
Lineage: Eukaryota; Fungi; Ascomycota; Saccharomycetes; Saccharomycetales; Saccharomycetaceae
Gene: SWA2
Product: auxilin-like protein SWA2
Exons: 1
Coding region: 1-2523 (840 amino acids)
Cellular component (GO): cytosol; mitochondrion
Molecular function (GO): heat shock protein binding
Source: RefSeq, a predicted model, not a curated record
AUGUCUGAUCCUUUUGCCAAUUUGCUAAGUAGCUUUAAGGGAGACACUCCAAACUCUACCAGUGCCAGCAUAUCUAAGAAUGCUUCAUUGGAUGUAUUGGCUUCACAGAGGAGAGCACAAUCAGAUUUAUCUAGUUUGUCAGCAAAAUUAACUCCUUCAUUAAAGACAAAUAGCGAUACACAACGUGUUUUAAAUACUACUCAUACUAAUUCAUCUCCCAUAUAUACUAGUAAUAUCAUUAGCACUUCUACCGCUACAACCUCUGCCUCUAUAAAUAUUACAUCUAAUUCCAAUGCUACUACCACAACUUCAAAUAGGAGUAAGUCAACUUUAGAUGAUUUUGAGGACCUCUUUGGGAAAAUUGAUCAACGCCAAGCUUUACGAACUGAGAAAAUACCUUCAACUGCUCCUGAUUCUAUGGAUGAGCUUGAUAGAGCUAUGAAUACUUUUAAUUCCAAUACUCCUUCUGUUACUAAAAAUGGCUCGAAAUCCAAUUACUUUCCUCCAAUGACAACAGAAAAAAAUACAAGUUUGUUAGAAGGAUUUGAUGAUAAACCUACUAUCGACACUCAUAAUAACACUCAGAACUCUAAUAUUCAAUUACCUUUAAGUGAUGAUAAUUUGGAUAUGGAAGACCAGCAAUCCGUUGUUGACGAAGUCAAAGAUAUGGAGAUUGCCAAAUUGAUGUCUUUAGGCCUUUCUAUUGACAAAGCUCAUAUGUAUUAUAAUAAAGGAUACUUAUCUGAUGAUGUAUUAAGGAAAAUGCAAGCUCAAAAACAUAAAAGGCAAUCUAAUUAUUCUACUAAAUAUGAUGAUACUAAAAUAAGAAAUUCUCUCGAUAAAUUAAAUAAUUCUGCUUCUCCGCCAGGUAACAAUGUUUUGUUCUCUAUUGCAUCGGAUUUCCUUAAUAAAGGUAAAGGUAUUGUAGACCAAUUCUCUACAUAUCAUGAAGAAGAUUAUAGGCCCUUUAGAAGCACCAAUUUUUCUUCACGGAAUAAUUCAAUACAUAGUGAGAAACAUAAAUCUCCUGAUACUACACCUAUAUCAGUUUAUGAAAAUGACCAUGCUCCAUUAACUGAAUAUGAAAAUGGUAAAGUGCCAAUCUUACGCCGUAAAGAAGUAAAGGAUACGAAGAAUAACGAAAAGCUGAGCAAAAAUGGAUACCCAUCAAGGUCAAAUAGAAAAUUCAUGGAUGCUACUCAAUAUACUACAGACUAUUCUACUACUGAAGGUAAAAAUUACUCUAAAAGGGAUUCAAAUGUAAGGGUGUCUUCUCCAGUUCCAUCUUCAACAUCUGGAACUUCAUUAUCAUCUAGAUUUUCUCCCAAUACCCUCAAUAUUGUACAAACUCAAACAUCACCAAUUUCAUUACCUCAUACUAAUGUCAUCGAGGGGGAUUUAUUGGGAGACUUCGGUUCUAACUUAAAAAAUCACAAUGAAUCAUUAGUAUCUCAUGGCUCACAAGAAUCGAGUAUUUUAUUUGAUUUUGAUAGUGACUCAGUUACUUCCAUGCAUAUUAAACAAAAUAAUUCGGCAACUAGUAAAAACAUAGUGACUGCAAAAGCAGAUGAAAAAGAUUUAGUAAAUACGUUACCAAUUGUUAAAGUCCCAAUCUCAACCAUUGAAUUAUCAGGUUAUACUGAAUUUAGAGCAAAUGGUACAGAGUUUUUCAAGAAAGGUGAUUAUGAUUCUGCUUUAUCAGAAUACAAAAAAUCUUUAAAUACUUUACCACAAAAGCAUCCACUUCGCCUUAUAUCAUAUUCAAACAUUUUAGCAGCUCAAUUAAAGGUUGGAGAAUAUUCACAAUCAGUCAAGGAUUGUGAUGUUGCAUUAGAAUUAUUCCCAAAAAAUGAUAAACAAUGGACCCAAUUCAUUCAAGAUAGUGACCCACAAAAGACUUACAAAGAAAUCUGGCCUAAGAUUGUUUUACGUAAGGCUGAAGCCUGUGAACAUAUGGAAAAAUACCAAAUUGCAUAUGAUAGUUAUCAACUUUUAUUGCAUAAGAAUGUUUUUAAUGAUAAGAUUAUGGCUGGUAAGAGAAGAUGCCAAAAAGUAUUAAAUCCUGAAACUCCAAAACUUAAAUCUUCAGCUAAUACUAGUAGAAUAUCAUCCGCAAAACAAUCGACUGCAUCUACUAGUUCCAUAAACGUAAAUAAAAAUGUGGAAAGAUUAAAAGAAACACGUAAGAAGGAACGUGAAGAAGAAGAAGAAAGAUUAAGAUUACUAGAUAGUGUUAAUGCUAAAAUCCAAAAAUGGACAAAUAAUAAAGAAGAUGAUAUUCGUUAUUUAUUGUCUAAUGUGCAUAUUGUGUUAACUUGGAGCAAUUGGAAAGCUAUUAAUGCUUCUGAUCUAGUAAUGCCAAAAAAGGUUAAAGUAAAUUAUAUGAAAGCUGUAGCUAAGACUCACCCAGAUAAAAUAUCUAAAGAUCUAUCCAUUGAAAAUAAAAUGAUCGCUGAAAGUAUUUUCAGUAUCCUGAGCGUGGCAUGGGAAAAAUUUAAAACUGCAAAUAAAAUGAAUUCAUAA